Messenger RNA from Galeopterus variegatus (Sunda flying lemur), 267 nucleotides. Its product is annotated as homeobox protein BarH-like 2. NCBI's taxonomy places the organism in Eukaryota, Metazoa, Chordata, Mammalia, Dermoptera, Cynocephalidae. Bases 1 to 267 code for a protein of 88 amino acids. The record is from RefSeq and is a predicted model, not a curated record. The transcript has 2 exons.
AUGCACUGCCACGCCGAGCUGAGGCUGAGCUCGCCCGGCCAGCUCAAAGCAGCCAGGCGGCGCUACAAGACUUUCAUGAUCGACGAGAUCCUGUCCAAGGAGACCUGCGACUACUUUGAGAAACUUUCCCUCUACUCUGUGUGCCCGUCGCUGGUCGUGCGACCCAAGCCCCUGCAUUCCUGUACGGGAUUCACAGAAUUGGAUCAUAGAAGAAAACAUGCCAGAAAAAGAGUAAUAAAUAGCCUCAGAAAAAUAGUCAUCGAGUAG